Molecule: messenger RNA, 414 nt
Organism: Zasmidium cellare ATCC 36951
Lineage: Eukaryota; Fungi; Ascomycota; Dothideomycetes; Mycosphaerellales; Mycosphaerellaceae
Exons: 4
Coding region: 1-414 (137 amino acids)
Source: RefSeq, a predicted model, not a curated record
AUGUCGUCUUCCAUGCCCAUCCCCAAGCGGAAGAAGCCCGUCGUCGUCGCUGCGAGCUCCCCGGCGUCGUCGUCGUCCUCCUCUUCAUCGUACGGAAGCCCACCGACUCGAUCAUCGAAAGGGAAAGAGAGGGCGAGUGAGAGUGCUUCACCGAGACAAGAGGGAGGGGCGUUCAUGAUGAGGAGGACGAGAAACUCGCUGUCCAAGUCAGAGUACACGGUCAUCAACCUAGGCCAUGAGGAUGGGCCGCCUAGGCUGGUCACUUGCGUGAAAUCCUCACAGGGUUUCGAUUGGAAUCAAGAGCUCUUCCUCCCCUCAUACAUCGACUACGACCCCCAAGAUCUGGAGCAUCGCCCGGAUCCUGUGGAUGAUAUUGUUCUUACUGAUGAGGAGGCCGCGGCGAUUUUGCCUUGA